AUGGCUGCAUCCGCUCCCAUCCUGCCGACGAUCUCGAUCAACGUCGACUACGACGAGGAGCGUCAGAAGAUCACCGACUUCCUGUGCUUCUUCAAGGCGCCCGCGUCACGGCUCACCACGCUGGUCUCGCAGGGGGCCGGUGCGCCCAUCAGCCUCGAGGAUGCCGACGACGACGAAGACGAGCUGGAGCGCGAGCUGAGCGGUGCCAUCGACCGCAUGAAUGUGGACCGUUCGGCGGCACAGCGUCGUAGUCGCGCUCGCGCCGAGGCCGAGGCGUCCAGUUCGCGCCAGGUGCCGUUUUACAUGCACCAGCUGCAGAACAUUGCGAACCGCGAGCAGGACUCGCUCGUCGUCGAGCUCGACGAUGUGGCGGCGCACGUCAACACAGCAACGGGCGAGUCGGGCGCACAGCUCGUCGGAGCGAUUCGGGGCAAUGCCAAGCGGUAUGCGGAUCUGUUUGCCGAGUGCGUCGACCGCCUGGUGCCCGAGCCGAGCAAGGACAUCUCGCACAAGGACGACGUGCUCGACGUCAUCCGCCACCAGCGCAUGGAGCGCAACGCCCGCACCGUCGAGAGCGCCCAAGACCCCAACGACACCGGCGUCGCACCCGAAGAUGCCAGCGAUAACGUCUUCCCGCCCGUGCUGCUGCGCAGGUACACGCUCUACCUCAAGCCGUCCACGCGCCGGGUGGCGGGAGAGCAGCCCGAGGAGCCGCUGGCGGUGCGUGCGGUGCGUGGCUCGCAUCUGGGCAAGCUGAUUACGGUGCGUGGUAUCGUGACGCGCGUGUCGGAGGUGAAGCCGUUCUUGCUGGUGGAUGCGUAUGCGUGCGACGUGUGCGGCGCCGAGGUGUUCCAGGAGGUCACGUCGCGCCAGUACAUGCCGCUGACGCAGUGCAACUCGCGCCGGUGCCUCACCAACAACACGCGCGGCCCGCUGUACCCGCAGGUGCGCGCGAGCAAGUUUGUGCCGUUCCAGGAAGUCAAGAUCCAAGAAAUGGCCGAUCAGGUUCCCGUCGGCCACAUCCCGCGCACCAUGACCAUCCACGUCUACGGCCCACUUACACGCGCCAUGAAUCCGGGAGACGUCGUCCACGUCGGCGGCAUCUUUCUGCCCAUGCCCUACUCGGGCUUCAAGGCGAUCCGUGCCGGUCUGCUUACGGAUACGUAUCUGGAUGCACAGAGCAUCCAUCAGCUCAAGAAACAGUAUACCGCCAUGCAGCGCACGCCCGAAAUCGCCGCACAGAUCGCCGAACUCAAGGACGACCCGGCGCUGUACCAGAAGCUGGCAUCGAGCAUUGCGCCCGAGAUCUACGGCCACGACGACGUGAAAAAGUGUCUGCUCCUCCUGCUCGUGGGUGGAGUCAGCAAGACCGUUGGCGACGGCAUGAAGAUCCGCGGCGACAUCAACGUGUGUCUGAUGGGCGAUCCAGGUGUGGCCAAAUCGCAGCUGCUCAAGUACAUCUCCAAAGUCGCUCCGCGCGGCGUCUACACGACGGGACGCGGUAGUUCCGGUGUGGGCUUGACCGCGGCGGUGAUGCGCGAUCCCGUGACGGACGAGAUGGUGCUCGAGGGUGGAGCGUUGGUGUUGGCGGACAACGGUAUUGCGUGCAUCGACGAAUUCGACAAGAUGGAAGAAAGCGACCGCACGGCGAUUCACGAGGUGAUGGAGCAACAGACGAUUUCCAUCUCCAAGGCGGGCAUCACCACCACGCUCAACGCGCGCACCUCGAUCCUGGCCGCGGCGAAUCCGCUGUACGGACGGUACAAUCCGCGCGUGAGUCCGGUGGAUAACAUCAAUCUUCCGGCUGCGUUGCUGUCGCGAUUCGACAUCCUGUAUCUGAUUCUGGAUACGCCUUCGAGGGAUGAUGAUGAGCGGCUUGCGCAGCAUGUGACGUAUGUGCAUAUGCACAGUGCGCAUCCGGAGCUCGAGUACGAUGUGAUCAGCCCCACACUCAUGCGCCACUACAUUGCGCUUGCGCGUCAGAAGCGUCCCGUCCUCAGCAAGGCGGUAUCGGACUACGUGGUAGGCGCCUACGUCCAGAUGCGCAACCAGUACAAGGAAGACGAACUCUCCACCGACUCCACUGGCCCUUCAUCGAGCGGUACCGGCUACGUCAGUGCACGAACGCUGCUGGGUAUCAUCCGUCUGUCUCAGGCUUUGGCGCGUCUGCGAUUCGACGAUCAAGUCUCCCUCCCCGAUGUAGACGAGGCGCUGCGUCUGCUCGAAGUCUCCAAGAGCUCCGUACUCAACCACCCCUCGCUGGCGACUAGAGACACUGCACAGGACCAUACCUACAUCUCCAAGAUCUACCGCAUCAUCCGCGAGUUCUACAAUACCCACACAGCCGCCCUCGCCGACGACGACGCCAUGGACAUCGACCACGCCAUCCCCAUCCCCCAGCUCCGGGCACGCAUCCUUGCUUCCGGCUUCGUCGAGGACCAGUUCCAAGAGUGCCUCCAAGAGUACCAGGACUUGGGCGUUUUGCAGGUCUCGGCGAACCGGCUCCUCUUCCUCUAG
Moesziomyces antarcticus is the source of this 2517-nucleotide messenger RNA. Its product is annotated as MCM-domain-containing protein. Gene Ontology annotation, molecular function: single-stranded DNA binding; single-stranded DNA helicase activity; ATP binding. Lineage: Eukaryota; Fungi; Basidiomycota; Ustilaginomycetes; Ustilaginales; Ustilaginaceae. The transcript has a single exon. The record is from RefSeq and is a predicted model, not a curated record. Gene Ontology annotation, biological process: DNA replication; DNA replication initiation; double-strand break repair via break-induced replication. Bases 1 to 2517 code for a protein of 838 amino acids. Gene Ontology annotation, cellular component: MCM complex; nucleus.